GCUCAUUGCCCUGCUCCUGAGGAGACUCAGUCCAGAGGGAUGCCCAGAGGAGGCACCAGGGAGGGGAGGCCACGGAGAAGCAGGGAGGCUGGGCACUUGGGCUGCAGGGAGAGGUGUAGAGGGAGGGUCACAGCAGCCUGGCUGCCUCCCCAGGCCCUGGCUUGCUCCAAGGUUAGUGCUGAAAGGCAAGGCAGUCCUUCCCCCAGCCCAGAAUGAGGCCCACCUGGGGGAGGCCAGUCAGCUCCUGGGGCAGAGGGCUCUUGGGAGUGUGGCUCUGGCAGAGGAAGAAGAAGGGCCUUCACUUGUGUCCUCCCCUGGGAGGUGGUCGGCUGGUGCAGGACCUGCCUCUGUCCCCCUCAGGUGAAUCUAAGUUCUUCAGGGUCUCUUCUGUCCCCCAAGACAAUCUAGAUUGCCAGGAAGUUCUUCUCGAUGUCUAACCUUGGGGUGGUCUGGAGUUGCUCUCUAGUCUUGGCUUUGAGCUUCCUCCUGCCAUACCCUUCACAGGCACGGUGGGAGCAGGAUGAAGUCAGGGCUCUGCCCCUCUCCCAGAUGGCCUUGCCAAUCCCACCCUGGCACUGGACAAAUGAGGGGACCCAUCCUGUGAGAGAGAACCCUCUUUUUCUUCAUCUUAACAUUUUUAAUAUUCUCCCCACCCCCUUCUAAGCAGGAAGUCUUUCUAGCAGUCUAGCCUCAUCACAGGAACCCUGGGUCACAGAGAAAACUCCCUCCCUCCCUGACUCCAGUUGUGGGCAGACAGCCCAGGCCACCCAUGCACCUUGUCCCUCAGGCCCUGGCUGCCCCCUGAGGCUCCACAUUCAAACAGGCCCAGCGCAGACGCCAGUGUCCUGGCAGCGCCUAAAUCACUAGUGCCGCUGUGAUUAGGCUGCUAAUCUCUGUUGGGUGGAGUGGGUGCUGGCUGCCAGUCUAUGUGAUCCUGCUGGCUGCUGGGACAGGGACAUGGUUCUUCACUGGGGCAGGAUGUCCACUGAGGGCCACCCUGGCCAUAAGCCUGCUUCCUCCCACUCCCCGGGUACCUCCUCCGGGAUUCCCUCUGGAUGGGCUCAGGCGCAGGGCUGAGAGCUGUGGAGGGUGAGCUGGGAGGUCACCUUUACCGUGACCUCAGGCCCCGUCCCCUUGGCCCCCACCCCUGCCUACAGUGUUGACAGAGCUUGACUGAUGUCACUGUCCCUCCAGAUUCCCCCCAAAGCCUUGGGAGACAGAAUGAUCUCCUUUUACAAGUGAGGAAACUCGGCUUCCACCCUGGCUUCCUGAUAGAAUUGGAUCCCAAGCUCCCUCGGGUUGGUGACCAUGUCUGUUCCCCUGACUCAGGAAUCCCCCAGGCCUGGGGCGACGUCUCCUCUUGCAGACUAGAAUAGUCCUAAAGGAGCUGGGGGUUCCCUCAAGUCAUCCUCCCCACUCAGAUGCAGGGACUGUGGGGGCCACACUACACCUGGGGGAGGAGGUUGGGCUCCAAAUCUCUCCACCUUCUCCCCCGAGGCCCUGGCAUGCUCAGUGGGGGGUCAGACCAGCCCUCUGGCUCCCAGGCCUGUGCAGCCUUGUUCCAGGCCCUUCUGCUCCCAGGGCUGGGUUCUCCGGACUCCCCCCAAGAAUGAGCUCAGCCUCCUAAUUGCCGCUGAAGAUGGAGGAUCACCCUACCCCGGGGCUGAGGCUCCAACACCACCUUUGUUUCUGAACAAUGAACUGCUAAGAGGCCAUCUUGCCCAGGCUGGGCCUGGGCACAGGAAGGGGCCUAGGGGAAGCAUUUGGCAUGUCCAGCCUGAGCCCCAGGCCCUGGGCGGCUGGUACAGAGGAAAAUUAUAUGGCUGGGGUUUUGGCUUGGACUUCAAGGGCCAGGGGCCCAGCCUCCCUUCAGUUUGGCUAUAAAGAGUGGCCCAGGGUCUCUGUCCAGACCAGACCCCGUGCCUGACCUGUGGAUACCAUGGCUGCCACCACCACCAGCAUCCGCCAGUUCUCAUCCUCUGGCUCUGUCAAGGGCCUGUGCGUGCCCAGCGGGGGUUUCUCCCGGAUGUCCUCCGUCCGCGUCGGGGGUGCCUGUCGGGCCCCCAGCCUCCUGGGAGGCGGCAGCUUCGGCAACAUGUCCGUCACCUCGUCCCGCUUCUCGUCGGGUUUCGGGGGUGGCUAUGGUGGUGGCUACACCUGCAACCUGGGUGGGGGCUUUGGCUCCAGCUUUGGGGUGUCGGAUGCCCUGCUGGGGGGCGGUGAGAAGGAGACCAUGCAGAACCUCAACGACCGCCUGGCCUCCUACCUGGACAAGGUGCACACCUUGGAGGAGGCCAACGCCGACCUGGAGAUGAAGAUCCGUGAAUGGUACAAGAAGCAGGGCCCCGGGCCUGCCCCAGACUACAGCCACUACUUCAAGACCAUCGAGGACCUGCGCAGCAAGAUCCUGGCAGCUACCAUCGACAAUGCCAGCUUGGUGCUCCAGAUUGACAAUGCCCGUCUGGCCGCUGAUGACUUCCGCACUAAGUACGAGACGGAGCUGAACCUGCGCAUGAGCGUGGAGGCCGACAUCAACGGCCUGCGCAGGGUGCUGGACGAGCUGACCCUGGCCAGGGCUGACCUGGAGAUGCAGAUCGAGAGCCUGAAGGAGGAGCUGGCCUACCUCAAGAAGAACCACGAGGAGGAAAUGAAUGCCCUUCGUGGCCAGGUGGGCGGGGACGUCAGCGUGGAGAUGGACGCAGCCCCGGGCGUGGACCUGAGCCGCAUCCUGAAUGAGAUGCGUGACCAGUAUGAGAAGAUGGCCGAGAAGAACCGCAAGGAUGCCGAGGACUGGUUCUUCACCAAGACGGAGGAGCUGAACCGCGAGGUGGCCACCAACACCGAGGCCCUGCAGAGCAGCAGGACCGAGAUCACAGAGCUCCGCCGCUCGGUGCAGAACCUGGAGAUUGAGCUGCAGUCGCAGAUCAGCAUGAAAGCAUCCCUGGAGAACAGCCUGGCGGAGACCGAGGCGCGCUACGGGGCCCAGCUGGCCCAGCUGCAGGGGCUCAUCAGCAGCAUCGAGCAGCAGCUUUGCGAACUGCGCUGCGACAUGGAGCGCCAGAACCACGAGUACCAGGUGCUGCUGGACGUGAAGACGCGGCUGGAGCAGGAGAUCGCCACCUACCGCCGCCUGCUGGAGGGCGAGGACUCCCACCUGGCCUCUCAGUAUUCCUCGUCCCUGGCCUCGCAGCCCUCCCGCGAAGCCACGGUGACAAGCCGCCAGGUGCGCACCAUCGUGGAGGAAGUCCAGGAUGGCAAGGUGGUCUCCUCCCGCGAGCAGGUCCACCGCUCCACUCACUGAAGCCCCUUUCAGCAUAUUGAAGGCCAAGGGGCAGCCAUCGCCUCCAGCUCCCAGCACGCUGCUGCCAGGCCCCAAGCGCCUGCCUGGGCCCCACCCCAUGAGCUGCUCAGCCUUUCUGUAUCGGCUUCCUGCAGCCCCCCCAAUCAGGGGCCUCCUGAGUUUGCCUCGUGACUGCAAUUAAAGCUUUGCUGAAGUUCAGCCCUUCAA
Marmota monax (woodchuck) is the source of this 3508-nucleotide messenger RNA. RefSeq names its product keratin, type I cytoskeletal 42. Gene Ontology annotation, molecular function: structural molecule activity. Gene Ontology annotation, cellular component: keratin filament. The record is from RefSeq and is a predicted model, not a curated record. The coding region runs from base 1940 to 3301 and encodes 453 amino acids. The transcript is spliced from 8 exons. NCBI's taxonomy places the organism in Eukaryota, Metazoa, Chordata, Mammalia, Rodentia, Sciuridae.